Molecule: messenger RNA, 664 nt
Organism: Atta colombica
Lineage: Eukaryota; Metazoa; Arthropoda; Insecta; Hymenoptera; Formicidae
Exons: 4
Coding region: 305-664 (119 amino acids)
Source: RefSeq, a predicted model, not a curated record
UGUCAACACUGUCAAACCAUAUUCUUCAAAUCGUCUCGACAGUUUUGAUGGAGUUAACACGCUUGACGAUUUCAUUAAUUCCAAUGCUGUAAACGACUAAUCUAAUCCUCAAUUAAUGUAAAUACUCUCAGAAGUUUUGUGUACGUGUGCUUGUAAGAGUCAAACUAAAAUUGAAUCUCGGCGUGAAUUUCUGAUAACUUUCAGAGAACGAAGCAAAGCAUCGUUUUUCUUUUUUCGGUGCAAAAUUCAAUUUUCGGGCAUGAAGGUCUCAGGGAUGUGACAUCAGAUGUGAGGACCCAAUUAUAUGUAUACAGAAAUGGAUGAUCUUGAGCAACAAUGCGAAGACGUGUUAUUUGAUUUGUGUGACACUAGAGAGAGGUAUCCAUUGCUAUGUGCAAAGGAGCUUGAGAAGUUCAUCAAGCUUACCAAUGAAAUACAUAUGAUGAAGGUUCUUGUAAAGCCAGCAAAAAUUCUGGAUGUUCCAUCUUUCACAAAAGAGCACUCAGCAAUGCUUAAAAAGAAUUUCUUGAAAACCACUGAAUUAUUGAAGACGCAAGAACAUAAAUUGCAAGUGAUGAUAGAUAAAAUUAAUAACUUGACAAUAACUUUAGAUCAGAUUAAGAGAGACAAGUUAUCCGAUAUGAAUAAGUUAUUAUGGGAUUAG